Molecule: messenger RNA, 2562 nt
Organism: Anguilla anguilla (European eel)
Lineage: Eukaryota; Metazoa; Chordata; Actinopteri; Anguilliformes; Anguillidae
Gene: tsn
Product: translin
Exons: 6
Coding region: 229-912 (227 amino acids)
Biological process (GO): RNA metabolic process
Cellular component (GO): nucleus; cytoplasm
Molecular function (GO): RNA binding; sequence-specific DNA binding; single-stranded DNA binding
Source: RefSeq, a predicted model, not a curated record
GAUGACAUCAACUACAAGCGACGCACCAAGGAAAGACCCUGAGCUGGAGCACGCUGACAGAUAUCUUUGUUAGCUAACGCUAGCUAACAGAUAGCUUACCCAUCGAACAGGAGUAUUUCCGAGCUAGGCUGAUUUGGUCUUUUUUCAUGCAAAGAACUGACGAUCGGUUUGACAUAUUUUUAAAAAAUUGUUAUAUGCUAGCUAGCUGUCCACAGUAACGUCGGAAAGAUGUCUGUCACAGAUAUGUUCAGCAACAUUCAAGGUUUCUUAAGUGCAGAUCAAGACAUCAGAGAGGACAUAAGAAAAGUCGUCCAAGUCUUGGAGCAGACUGCAAGAGAGAUUUUGACUGUGCUUCAAAGUGUUCAUCAACCAUCAGGCUUUAAAGACAUUCCUAGUAAAUGCUUGCGGGCGCGGGAAUUGUUCUCCACAGUGAGAAAUCACAUUGGAGAUCUGAAGACUAAGUUCCCAGUCGACCAGUACUACAGAUUUCACGAGCAUUGGAGGUUUGUCCUGCAGCGGGUGACUUUCCUGGCGGCUUUCGUGGUCUACCUGGAAAGUGAAUCCUUGGUGACGCGGGAGGAAGUGGCUCAGAUACUUGGCAUUGAAGUGGACAGAGAGAAAGGUUUUCACCUGGACAUUGAAGAUUACCUGGCUGGGGUUCUGAUCAUGGCCAGUGAGCUGUCCAGACUGGCGGUGAACAGCGUGACGUCCGGGGACUACGGCCGGCCCCUGCGCAUCUCCCGCUUCAUCAACGAGCUGGACUCGGGCUUCCGGCUGCUCAACCUGAAGAACGACCCGCUCCGCAAGCGCUACGACGGCCUCAAGUACGACGUCAAGAAGAUCGAGGAGGUGGUCUACGACCUGUCCAUCCGAGGCCUGACCAAGGACCCCGAGACGGCCGGGGACAAGUAAGGACGGGAAGAGGCGGGGGCCCCCGUCGAGACUGGGGCGGCGGAUGACCGGCCCGCCUGCCCGGACGAGACGCGCCACAGGAGGGGCGUGGCCCGCGCCGCGUUCGGGGAAACCGCCGCCGAAGACCCGCGUUUCGGGCGUCCUUUUCACACCGCUGCUGGACUCUGCAGUGUCUUCACUUGUAUUUCGCUUCAAACGCCCAGUUACCCUUUUCUUUCGCCGCCGCUCUCGUUGUUGAACCUAGUGAGGUUUGUAUUAUAUCUGUCAAACUGGUGAAACGCCUGUUGUAUAGCCGCUCGCCCUAAGGGGCUUCAUGCCAUUCAGUCGCUCCAGGAUUCUGGCCCAUCCUCUUGCUAGUUGCAGUUUCGGUUUCGCAGUGGACAUGCAUGUUUGUGGACUCUGUGCUUGGUGAGCUUCAGUGGAGCUUUGCUAAAGCCCUUCUGUGUCACAUCCACAAGUUUGUCCACCUAUGUUUAGAUGAACACACCUUACAGGUUUAGGAAUGAUUGUAACGCCAGUAAUGCUUCUUUGAAACGUAAGAACGGGCAUGUCUUGUGUUGUUCUGCCAAAGUCAACCUGCAUUAUUUCAGAAUGUUUUUGUGAGAAACGCUUUAAACGAAUGCAACAGGGUUGUGUUGAGCUAUCGGUUAUCAAGUCUUUUUCGAAGAGAAGGCGAAGAUUUUUUUCUGUUCAUUUUUCCUAGUUUUAUAAUGCCCACUUCAGCUAGCUCCAUUGUGUAGAAUGUAGAUUUCCAUUGUCCCACAUCAAAACAUCAGUGAUGGUCCUGCAGUGUGAACAUAUGAAAUAAGCAACAGUCAUUCCCUUUUUCCCUGCAGAUGACAUUUAUUGUUUUUAAAACAGGAGCCUGGAAAAGAAUACCUGAAGUGAGAUGCAAUGUUUGUGUUCAUCUAUCAGUUUGACUGAUCGUUUUGUUCACUCAUUACCUCGCUGACGACUGGUCCGAUAACCGAGAGAGAAGAGAGCCAAAGAAGGAACGUACCUCUGCAGCGGGACACAGUCCAUACCCACCAUCACGGGUUACUUUUCUUUCUUCAGUUAUUUUCAGUUUAAAGUUUUAGCAGUCUGUUCACAUCAUUAUACAGGACCUGGCGUGUGUCUUGUGUGGUCCUGCUGUAGCUGUGGCUGGGAUCACAGUGAAUGUCUGUCAGUCAUUCCAUUCUAAGCUGUACAGGAGAACAUUGUUAAAGUGAAGAGAGAGCCAUAAGAAAUGCUGUUGAUUUUAUUUCCUUAAGAUUCUGUGCCAGUGUGAGUUUCAUCAGUUAUCCUUCCGGUUUUUACAGAAUUGUAUGAAACAUUUCUGAAUUGUGGACCUGUGCAUUGUUGAGUUCUCGGUCCUUUCAAAGGAACACGCACUGUCAAUUUCUAAAACUGCUGAUAAAGCCAUUUCCUCCUCCUAGAAAAACAACUGAAUCUUCUUAUUUCAUCUGUGUGCAAUUUUCAGAAACAAAGGGCUUUAGACAUGACCGCCGUUCUAUGUAGUAUAACAGUCACAGGAAAUGAUGUAAUGGUUUCUUUUGUGCAUCAUUUUUUUUUUACCUUUGUUGUCAGCAAUAACGUGUACUUGUGGUUUGGACUAGUUUAUUACGACCAGUCAUGUUUGAAUGAAACCAAUAAAUAAAUAUUGUUAAA